AUGCUCGCCGAUCUGAACAGAAAAUACCUCGACACUUUGGAAAACCGUCCACUUGCCACCAAGGCGCUAACUGCGGCAAUCCUAAACGGACUAAAUGAACAACUAGCCACCUGCUUUGCUGGAGAAUCCAGAAAGUCAACUAUUAAGAUCGGAUUCAAAGAGGUGCAGCUAUCUCACUCCGUCACAAAACGCGUCCCUUUGAUGUUUCUGUAUGGCCUUCUAAUCAAUGGGCCUUUUACCCAUUACGCGUACAAACUAUUACAUUUAGCUUAUCGUCCACCACUUGGCCCAAGAAAAAGACUAGCCCAAAUCCUCACCUCCAUGGUGACUAUCACGCCAGCCAUCUCAGCUCUUAUGAUUUCCUACAUCUCGCUGAUUUCUAACAUCAAUAUCGCGAAUAUUAAGGACUUAUCCUCUGCCAAAACAGAGCUGCUGGACGUGCUUCGGAAAACUAAGGUUGCGCUACAGAAAUCGCUGGUCUCGGUGAUUCGCUCCUCGUGGGUCUCCAGCCCUAUAUUCAUGCUUGUGGCUCAGAGUUUCCUCAAGCCCAACCAGUGGGCCGUGUUCUUCAACUUCUGCUACUUUGUGCUGGGCACUUACAAUAAUACCAUAAUCAAGCGCAGACUAAAAGAACAGAAAUCGAACGCAGAGAAACAAGAAUGA
This is a messenger RNA of Ogataea parapolymorpha DL-1, 663 nucleotides long. RefSeq lists its product as uncharacterized. The record is from RefSeq and is a predicted model, not a curated record. Gene Ontology annotation, cellular component: membrane; cytoplasm. The coding region runs from base 1 to 663 and encodes 220 amino acids. The transcript has a single exon. NCBI's taxonomy places the organism in Eukaryota, Fungi, Ascomycota, Pichiomycetes, Pichiales, Pichiaceae.